Messenger RNA from Trichobilharzia regenti, 1666 nucleotides. The record is from the annotation of a GenBank genome assembly. Lineage: Eukaryota; Metazoa; Platyhelminthes; Trematoda; Strigeidida; Schistosomatidae.
GUAACUAAGCAUAUGUCAGAAGUACACCUCUCUACUGUGUGUAAAAACCUAUCUCUAGAGCUGUUUGAGUGAAAAAAAACAGUCUAUAGUUCCACUACAUCAGUAAAGAUACUGAAGAAAAACAGAAUUUCUUGGUAUCAGACUGCGUAAAAACCGGGUAAUGCCUGUGUUAAUGUAAAUCAUUUCAAUUGUGAGACAAAGUAAUCUAAUUAAGCGGACUAUAUUAAGUCUUGUCAUACUAUUUUUUUUAAAUAUAUCAUCUGUCUACGUAAUACCGUAAGUACUUUAAUCACCUAUUUAUUAUUGAUGGUUCAGAUACAUUUAACAGAAAAUUAUUUUCUAGCUAACUUCUAAGGGUUUUUUCAACCUUAAUCUGUAUUAUCUCGGUUGAUGAUGACUAACAGUGGAUUACUAGCUUGCUAGUUUUCUAGCCGGUCCCAAGUCCAGGUAAAGAGGGAGGGUUCGGGCGUGGUGCUAGCAACUCCACCCCCGUAAAACAACCAAAUCGCUACAGAAACUUCAACGAAUGAAUAUAUUAAGAAUUUUAAAAUCAUGAAAAAUAACCUUAUUUUUUGCUGGAAUCGGAGAAGCGAAAUGACGCAGGCCGGUGAAAGAAUUCGGGAAGCCAGUCAGCCGAUGUACCUUCUUUUGAUGAAAGCAAAAGUAAGGAUGGGUACCUGGAAUGUUCGUACAAUGUACGAAACUGGAAAGGCUGCCCAGAUAGCCGCUGAAAUGAGAAAGUACAGAAUAGAAGUGUUGGGAAUCUGCGAGAGCAGAUGGAACGGAACUGGAAGGUGCCAACUACCUACUGGAGAGACAGUAAUCUAUUCCGGCCACCUAGAGGACAACCAUGAGCAUACCGAGGGAGUGGCCAUCAUGAUGUCACCAACAGCAACCAAAGCUCUCAUGCAGUGGGAACCAAUCUCCUCUAGGAUAAUGACAGUCAGGUUCAACUCAAAAGGAAGGAAAGUUACAGUCAUUCAAUGCUAUGCGCCUACAAACGUCUCAGAACAAGGGAAGAAGGAGGCGUUCUACAGACAACUACAAACGGUAAUGGACAACGUCCCAAAUGGCGAUAUCAAAAUCCUGAUGGGCGACAUGAAUGCGAAGCUGGGAGGAGACAACACAGGAAGAGAACUCACCAUGGGUCGUGAGGCCCUCGGUGAAAUGAACGACAAUGGUGAACUCUUCUCAGACUUCUGCGCCUUCAAUGAUUUGUUGAUUGGUGGCAGUGUGUUCACGCAGAGAGAUAUACACAAGGUGACAUGGGUUUCACCAGAUGGACACACCAGAAGCCAGAUAGACUUCAUUUCAAUCUCAAGGAAGUUGAGACGGAGCCUACUAGACACAAGAUCGAGGAUAGGAGCAGAUGUGGGUUCAGACCGCUAUUUAGUACAAGGGACUUUCAAGGUGAAGCUAAAAGCCUUCAGGAAAGCUGGGGAUAGGCCACAAUGCAAGUUGACCGCGAAGUAAUUUGGAAAUUACUCGAGUACUACAGCGUAAUCCAAAUAUUCAUCAACCUUAUUCAAUAGCUGUGCGACAACGCCCCAUGUCAAGUGAUCCACAACGGAAAACUCAGCGAGGCGUUUGGAGUAAACACAGGAGUCAAACAAGGGUGCUGGGUUAUUAUCACCAAUGAUAUUCCUAAUUGUGGUGGACUGGAUUA